GAGACACAAGAGAGAAAUGGAAAAAUCGCGGCGGACAUUUUGAAGGCAAAAGUGAGUUUAAAGGAAAUUUUAUUACGCUCGAAGUCAAGUCAAUAUACACCAAAACUGGACUAACUAAUCGGAAAUCAAUGCCUGAAAGUGCAAGGUUUAUGUGGUGCAUGUUAUCUCGUUUGAAAGUGAAGUAUUUAGGAUGAAAAGUUGAAUGUAAAAAUCUCCAAAGGGUGCCCGUCGCGGAUUUCAGUCGACGACGCAGAGGAUUUUUUCUCACCUCUUCUCCACUCGCGCCCUGCUCUGUAGUGUGUGUAUUGUGUGUAGCGAGGCAUUCAUCGUCCAACUCAAUCAAUCAAACCGUGAAGAAGGAAAAGACUUUUUUUAGGACAGAGUAACGUAAAAAAGUCUACAGUGUGACUCAAUUGUGCGACGGGAAGGCGGAGGAGUAAAACUGGAUAACUUCCGGAUGGCACGAAGCGCGUGAACGACGAGAUUUCUGUCCUCCAGGUUAGGUCGUACCCGUGAAAAAGAUUUCACGAUUGAUGGACUUUGGGUUUCUCUUAUGAAGAGUCCUAUUGUCUACGGAACAGUGUCGCUCAGAGAUUGUACGAAUGAAUUAUCGGAGGGGACAGCGUGUCACCUAAGCCGUUCAGCUAGAGACAGCCGUAUCGUGAGUUUGUUUCAAUUUUAAAUUCAAUUUUUGCCUAAGAUGGAUCCAUCCGGUCCAUGGUCGUACAGCUAUAACCGUCAGCCGGGCGCAGCCAGUGGUGAGUUCCAUCACCACCUUGCGACGGCAGCCGCAGCUGGCGGUAUCGGAUUGGCUGCUCACAAUACCACCGUUGGUGCGCCAUCGACCACAUCUCAACUACUGCUACAAGCAGCCCACACAACAUCGCUCGGGACCUCGUCGGGCCCGUUCAAUCCAACAGGAUUUCUAUCAACGCCGGGAGUCAGUUACGAUGCAGUGUUCACUCCACUGUUCCAUCCCGCAGCCAACCCAAAGCCUGCUCAUUACAGCUCGACCAUCAACCAGCAUCGGGUGUUGGCCCAAGCGCAGGCCCAGGCCGCAGUAAAGCAAGUUAACGAACCCGAAACUGUACGGGACAACUACACUACACAACAAACCUUAGCGGCUGCUGCUCAAGUCGCCAAUUUUUACGAGCAGCAGCAACAGCAACAGCAACAACAGCAAACAUCUAAUACCAGUGCAGCAAGUAGCGGCUCCGCUUCAACCAGUGGCUCCUGGCAAGGCAACCCAAGUCCUUUCGGCAUUAUGCCACACGAGAAUGUCGUCCAAUCGAACCCCGUUACAUCGGCGCCAUCAAAAACCACUACUUCUACGUACGAGAACUUCAACGCACAUUUCACCAACUUGAACCAACUCAACACCCAGCUGGCAAGCAAGGCGUCAGCACGAUCAGCUUCACCCGCAGUCAACAGUGGAAACAGCAGUGCAGGUGCAGCCAAAGCCGGUACUAACUACUUUGCUUCGUCCAACACCAGCAGCAAUCAGCAGCAGUAUGGUGGAGUGAACGAAUCUCUAUCAAAUUAUUCCACCCAACAGCAGCAAGCCAGUAAACAACAAAUGGAAUACGGCGGUACUAGUAAGUCAUUGUCGUCCAACUCCGGUUCAGGCAGUAGUUCGUCUUCGCUUCAGCAGACCUCUUCAUCUUCUUGCAUUGUUAUUACCCCUGUCUCCAGUUCCAUCAAUUCCUCAUCUUCCCUAGCAUCUCCCCCGGCAAAAGAACAAAAGUAUCAAUCCCGUAUCAUACCAUCCCAAACGCCUCUCGUGAAUUCCUCCAUUGUGUACGCGGCUCGCAAUCAUAAUGCCCAUCAUGCAGCCGCCGCAGUCACCAGUUUGACUGAUCCAAAAACCCGGCUAUUAUCGGCAGGUUUGCAGACGCAGCAGCAACAGCAACAUCAGAUCCAGCAGCAGCAACUUCAGCACAAUGCGCACUAUCUGCUGCAGAUGAAUAGUUUCUUAGUACCACCUUCGGCUGCAUCGCCUCCGACGGCACUAAAUAGUGACAAAAUUGUACAAAAGUCCUCUAACCAAUCGAAAUCAAUCGGUGGCGGAGGAGGAGGUGGAGGUGGCCAAUCUGCCACGAUAAAAACUGAUGGCCAACAUACUGUAAUUAGUCACCAACCCCAGUCCUCACCAAUUAGCUACUCGAUCACCGAUAGCAACGGACGAGCGAGUAGUAAUUCUUCCUCUACAUCCGCUUCGGUGGCGACAUCUGCUAAAAUAAAUAGUCCCCUUAAUCGUGUCAAUAACAAUAGUAAUAAUAGUAAUAUUUCUAGGAAUAAUAGUAACAGUAGUAGUAAUCAGCAGCAGCAAUAUCAACAAAACAGUGCCUCUAAUAGCUAUAGAUCUAAUUAUAAUCAGUUGAGCGUAUCUGGUAGCAGCGCUGAGUCCGUUGAUUACGGUCGCAUCAACAAACGUGAGUCCCAUCAGCUGCAGCAGCAACAGCAACCGCAACAACAACAGUAUUCGAAUGCUUCACUAUCUCGUCAUAAUAUGCCUCCAUCGCCAGCAGCUUCCGAUUACAGUAGUAGCUCUGGGACGUUAUCGAGGCGCCCAUCUUCGCCCAAUCUUACCCAUUCUCAAGCUUCCCCGAUCGGACACGUGUCCAGUCCAGCUUAUCCCAUGUACAACAGCCCGAUGGGUAAUGCGCUAUCAUCCCCGAAACACCAUACCCAGCAUUCGUCAAAUCUUCAAACUGCGGCGAUUCGUUCUCCAUCGUCGAAUCUAUCCCGACAGCCACAACCCCAACCACAAUCUCAACAACAACAACAGCAGCAACAACAGCAACAAGCACAACCACAACAGCAAGUGGCCUAUUCGUCUGUAAUAACACGCACUCAACAACCCCAGCAACAAAAUCUUCCCCAACAGCAGCAACAACAGCCACAUGUACCCCCGAUUCAGGUUCCUUCAUUAAGUCAUUGGAACAAUCGUAAUGCAAAUGAGCGGCUACAGCCGGAACGAAAUGAUCCGAUGACAAUAGUGAAAAAUCUUCAACAACCGAGCAUCAUUUCUCCAACCCCUGAACGGCAAGUUGCUCCGCAAGUAACGCCUGAAAAGACUGAAUCUAAGUCGAGACGAAAAAAGUCGGAUACCCCCACCAGAAUCAUACCGAUGGCAAGCGUGGCAAAUGGGGAAUUCAAUGUAAAUACGACGAUAACUUCGAAUGCUGGAAAUUCGCUGGGUUCAGGCAGUAGUCAGACAAGUACAAGUGGUGCUGGUAGUGAAGCAAACUCGAAAGACAACAGUAAUACGCUGGAUUUUGACCGGUGGAACUUGGCACCACCACCGGCUGGAACCACAAAAAUGUUCGCAAAUAGUAAUUUUAUACCUCAAACACCCUCCACGCCCUUCAUUCCUCCUCCCCAUCCGAUCUACUAUCCAGCUUUCCAUGGUCCGAUUCCUUUAAUACCAAAUGAGAUUAUCAGCAAUACUCUCGCAGCAGCUGUCAGCAGUAAUCUCGACACUCCAACAUAUACCACUUUGCUUAGUGCGUCGGACAGCACUAGUUUGGCUACAUCUGGCAAUAAUAACAAUAAUAGUAGUACUGGUCGCGGAGGCGAAGACGAACGACCUUCUUCUAAUGUUGACAACAGCAAUAAGGUUGUAGUCCCAAAUAUAGAGGAAGAACUUGGAUUUCUUACAGAAAACUCGCGAACAAAUUCUCAGCAGCAACAGUCGCAGUCGCAACCGCAGCAACAAACACAACAGCCGAAUCAACAGCAGCAGGGUGCUUCCAAUGACGGUGCCGCGGGAAAUAAUGGUGUUGCACCCCCUAAGAAGUUCAACGUUCCACCUAAAGAAUCAAAGGGCUUCAUGGGAAGUUACCUGAAGUUCUUACAGGGCGAACGAGAUACAUCUCCGCCGCCGGCAAGCAGGAGCAACCGUAAGACCACGUGGUCUCGACCCACUCCUACUCCUGCAGCAAACAAGACCAAUGCUGCUAAUAAUGCUGCCAAUAAACAGACCCCUGCUAACCAACAGCAGACACCGCAGCAACAACCGCAGCAACAGCAACCACCGCAAGCGACGCCCCAAGCCCAACAGGUGGCACAGAAUGUUAGUAAUGGUAUGCUAUAUACCGACCAAUACAUGUCUAAUUUCCAUAUUCCAAAUCUGCAGCAAAAGCAGCCGGCAAAUGUUCAACAGCCACAACAACAGCAACAACUACAACAGCAGCCUGAUCCCCGAUACGCUCCGUAUACAACCCCAAAGGAUAACCGGAAACGCAAGUUCGACACCGCAGAAGCUGCCGAUCCCUUGAAUGUUCCCCAGCGUCGCCAGACCUCGAAUCGGAAGGCCAAAGCGAAGGCUAGCAACAUUCAGCAAAUGAUUGAUCGCGGCCAAGGUACCGGUGGACUAGAACAACUGGAGGACGACUUUGCUGGCGACUCUGACUCGGAUCCAGCCUGGACGCCUCAAGACAAAGAGGAUGAUGACGAAGAGCUAGAUAUGAUGGGCCGCAAGAAAGGGAAAAAAUCUAAAGCUAAUCUCGGAAAACAACGGCCACGAUCAAACAUCCUGUCAGUGGCUGCGGCUGGCGCUGGAAUCGCAGACUUUGAUUGCGGAAGUGAUAACGACAAUAGUAUCGCUAGUAGAACUGGAGUCGUUGCCCAGCAAGCAAUAUCAAAUCUCCAACAACAACAGACGCUGCAGCAACAGCAACAACAACUUCAACAACAAAUUCAGCAGCAACAGCAGCAACUUCUACAGCAACAACAACAACAGCAGCAGCAACAACAGCAGCAGCAGCAGCAACAACAGCAGCAACAGCAACAACAAAUGUACCAACAGACAGCGAACCUUUCAGCAACCAAUCAGAUCAUGCAGAACCAGUAUAUCCAACAACAGCAACAACAACAGCAAAUUCAGCAAUACAAUACUGCAACAGUGGGUCAACAGCAGCAACAACCACAGCAGCAGCAACAACAGCAGUCAUCUGCCAAUAAUGAUGAUUUCCAGACCGGUGAUUUCGUAGUAAUCCGUUCGGAGCUUGUACAGGACUACCCUUCGGUUUGGCGGGUAGACGGUAAAACGUUGUUACAAAAGUAUGAACCAUUCGAUCAGAAUGGAAAAACGCUACAUCGGAACGUGUCAACGUAUGCUGCAUGGAAUGCUGAAAGUAAGAAACUCUACGUGAAGAUCCCGGUCCGCUUCCGUGUGCACAACCAUAUGGAAUCCGUCGUAGAGUUUAUGCGUAACGAGAUGUCUAUUGACGAUACGGAACAGUUCCUGGAGAAGUCGAUGACCGAAACCAAAAUCUACCAGGACGUAUUCGAGGUGUACAUCCAAACACUGAUCUCACAGGCACUAGAUUCCAACUUCCUGAAGGAAAUUUUCCAAGAGCAAGAUGACUAUUUCCUAUCGCGAGUUCAAACCAUCGAUAAUCUUACCGAAGACAGGAAGCGACGACUGAUUCAAAUUACGCCAUGGUCGCGAAACAUGAUCAACUCGAUAUCAACGUUCCCCGCCUAUGACAUCAUGACCGAGCUUGGCCACACAAAUAUGAACCAUCCGGUGUGCGUGGCAUGUCAUCAGCCGGGAAUAUCGGUGCGUAUUGUUCUCCAGGGUCAAACGUACAACUCGGCGACGCUGGCUCCCUGUCAGAUCCAGGACAACCGCAUUCAAUAUGAGAAAAAUUUCCUUCUCUGUCGCAUUUGUUCCUCCCGCUUCGAGCUGUUGCACAAAAUUUGCCAUCAGAAGUAUAUGAUGUUUGUAGAGUGUGCGAAACGAGUCAACCAACAAAUUUCCAACGAUUCCUCCAAAGCAGCGACAAUUAUUUUGAACGAACUGCUAGCCGAUGAACACUGGUUAACUAUGCUAUUCAAAGAAGUUCGCAGUAUUUGGGCGGAGAUCGAAAAUAUGGAACGUCAGUACCGGUUCCAGGUUGCGUCCCAAUGAGAUAAGGGAAAAGCGGCAAUAAAACCAGCAUAGCAUCUUCAAAACGAAAGUAAUACAAGCUGAACACGUUGCACACGCAAAAGGGACAUAAGUCCUCUGAAGUCAUCCAUGAUGAGUAUAUAUUAUUACUAUAGAAACGUAGAAUGCAAGUAAGACACAAAAUCAGCAUUGAACACAGUGAGAGCCACAGAAUUACUCGCUAGAACCUAGAAUCCAUACACAUUAACUUAACAAUAAUUCACUCAAAGGCAUACACCGGCGACGCAACACUGCACUUAAUUCAACAAGGAGAAGCAUGAGCUGGUGGCACGUAAGACCAUAUUUAAGUAAACUUUUUACUAUGACAUCCUUACAGAUGGCCGAUUCACAUACAUCAUAACGUAUGCAACCAUUUCAAUCAUUAAUAGAUGUUAGCUCAUUUCUCCUGUAAUACUGUAUUCCCAUUUUUUUUACAAAGAUGAGCGACUGUUUUCAUUUAUCACUACAAAUAUUUUCGGUUACAAAAGGAGCCUAAUAUUUGAGUCAAAGGCAAGGAAACGGUACCCUAUUUUUGGUUGUUAAAAUUCUGAAAACAUGCGAGACUAAACUUAACAAAUAAAAACACACUGAAUUCGCUUAUAGUUAUGUAUUUUUAUAUUGAACGAAAUGCAUUAGUACAUUACUUGUAAGUCAUCUAUGUACUAUAAAAAGUAAUAAUAAUAUCUGGAAGAAAUCAAAUAAAAAAUGGUAAAUAAUUUCAAGAGUCAA
Molecule: messenger RNA, 6664 nt
Organism: Armigeres subalbatus
Lineage: Eukaryota; Metazoa; Arthropoda; Insecta; Diptera; Culicidae
Exons: 9
Coding region: 701-5917 (1738 amino acids)
Cellular component (GO): nucleus
Source: RefSeq, a predicted model, not a curated record